Molecule: messenger RNA, 1797 nt
Organism: Durio zibethinus
Lineage: Eukaryota; Viridiplantae; Streptophyta; Magnoliopsida; Malvales; Malvaceae
Product: putative sodium/metabolite cotransporter BASS3, chloroplastic
Cellular component (GO): membrane
Source: RefSeq, a predicted model, not a curated record
AUAUAUAAGUCAGCCCAUCACUUGCUAUCUCUUCACCACCUCUCGUUUCGUUUCCACACCACUCCUCAUUACUAAAACCUUUCCGGCUGCCACCACCUCUCUCCCGCGCCGGCCAUAACAGGUAAAGCAGAUUCAAUUCCCUAUUGAAUACGCUAAAAUGACCUCAAUUACUCCCUUUCUUUCUCUCGCAGCUCCCCCUACCACCGCCUUCACUUCGAAACCGAAGCAGCUCUCAAUCCCAGCAAAACUAGCGACGCCGUUUUGUUGUUGUUAUUCGAAUGAUGGUUUGAAGCUGCGUAGGAGGAAGGGUUAUUUUAUUACUAACAAAAGUAAUGGAGGAGGGUUGUUUGUAUUUGCGUGUUCGACGACGCCGUAUGUGCGGAGAGUUGCGUCGCAGAGGUUUUCGUUUGGAAAUAACGCCGGUGGUGGGGCCAAGCAAGUAGCAACGAAGGGUGAUUUUUCGCAGGUUUUGUCAGCAGUGCUUCCUUUUGUUGUUGUUGUUACUGCUGUUGCUGCUCUUGUUCAACCUUCCACUUUCACCUGGGUCUCGAAGGAAUUGUAUGCUCCUGCUCUUGGUGGGAUUAUGUUGUCUAUUGGAAUUAGACUUUCCUUUGAUGAUUUCGCACUUGCUGUCAAAAGACCUUUACCACUAUCCAUCGGAUUUAUUGCACAGUAUAUGCUCAAACCAGCUCUUGGGGUUUUAAUUGCAAAGGCAUGCGGCAUGUCUCCUAUAUUCUAUGCAGGUUUUAUCCUCACAUCUUGUGUCGCAGGGGCUCAGUUAUCUAGCUAUGCUAGCUUUUUGAGCAAAGGAGAUGUGGCAGUGAGUAUUCUUCUCACUAGCUUUACCACCAUUGCCUCAGUGCUUGUCACACCUCUUUUAACUGGCCUUCUCAUUGGGUCUGUUGUUCCGGUUGAUGCUGUUGCCAUGUCAAAGUCAAUUUUACAGGUUGUUCUUGUUCCUGUCACUCUUGGGCUUGUGCUCAAUACCUAUGCAAAACCGGUGGUCACUAUCCUUCGACCUGUAAUGCCUUUUGUUGCAAUGAUCUGUACUGCCAUGUGCAUUGGCAGUCCUCUGGCAUUGAAUAGGAGUCAAAUUCUAUCAAAAGAGGGUCUUCAGUUGGUUCUUCCUGUUUUGACAUUUCAUGCUGCGGCAUUUGCUGUGGGAUAUUGGAUCUCAAAAAUUCCUGCUUUCAGGCAAAGAGAAGAAGUUUGCCGGACAAUUUCAUUAUGCACAGGAAUGCAAAGCUCCACCAUGGCAGGGCUUCUUGCAACUCAGUUCCUCGGGGGUAGUAAUCAAGCAGUUCCACCAGCUUGCUCUGUCGUUGCCAUGGCUAUUAUGGGUCUUUCUCUUGCCUCUUUUUGGGGCAAUGGUUCCCGUAUUAGAGAUCUACCAUCUCUACUCUUCCCACAAACUGGCUCUGCUGUCCAGGCUUAAUGGAGCAACACUUGGAACAUCUUCGAGGACUGAAUCAAGCUAAUCUUUUAAUGUGCACAGAGAGAUGAUCGUAUUAUAACUGAUCCUCAUAUUGAACAUGAUUCUCCGCUCAAUAGAACAGAAGUGAUGGUCCAGCGCAAGCUGGUCAAAAAUAAAAAAUGUUGUACAGUUCUGAAAUUGGAGGAAAACAUAGAAAAGGGAAAAAUAACUGUUACCUAGGAGUUACUACCAGCUUCACCUGAAAGUCGCUAAAGUAUGUAGAGAUAAGGUAUUACAGCAUAAAUCACAAAAUAUAGUGUAUCAAUCUGGAUGUGCAUUCUCUCUCUCUCCCUCCGUGUGCCACACCCGCCAACCCCUUCAGU